This is a messenger RNA of Dioscorea cayenensis subsp. rotundata (Guinea yam), 3567 nucleotides long. Its product is annotated as probable sucrose-phosphate synthase 1. Gene Ontology annotation, molecular function: sucrose synthase activity; sucrose-phosphate synthase activity. Lineage: Eukaryota; Viridiplantae; Streptophyta; Magnoliopsida; Dioscoreales; Dioscoreaceae. The record is from RefSeq and is a predicted model, not a curated record. Gene Ontology annotation, biological process: sucrose metabolic process.
UUCUCUCCACCUCUUCCCGCAUCCCAAUUCCAUCGUCUCCUUCUCCACUUCUCCUUCUUCUUCGGAGUUCGGCAAUGGCGGGCAAUGACUGGAUUAACAGUUACUUGGAGGCUAUACUCGAUUCCGGACCGGGGAUCGUCGCCGACAAGGCGUCACUGUUGCUCAGAGAGCGUGGCCGCUUCAGCCCAACUAGAUACUUCGUUGAGGAAGUCAUCACUGGCUUUGAUGAGACUGACCUCUAUAAAUCUUGGGUUCGGGCUGCGGCUACAAGGGGUCCCCAGGAGAGGAAUACUAGGCUGGAGAACAUGUGCUGGAGGAUAUGGAAUUUGGCCCGUAAGAAGAAGCAGAUUGAAAGUGAGGAAGUUCAGCGCAUGUCAAAACGCCGUCUUGAACGUGAAAGAGGCCGCCGAGAAGCAACUGCUGACAUGUCUGAAGACCUUUCUGAAGGAGAGAAAGGUGAUACAGUUAGUGACCUGUCUGCUCAUGGUGGUAGCACAAAAAACCGAAUGCCUAGGAUCAGUUCAAUUGAUGCUAUCGAGGCUUGGGCCAGCCAGCAAAAGGAUAAAAAAUUAUAUAUAGUUCUGAUAAGCAUUCAUGGCCUUAUACGAGGUGAAAACAUGGAGCUUGGGCGUGAUUCUGAUACUGGCGGUCAGGUCAAGUAUGUUGUAGAACUUGCGAGGGCGUUGGGUUCUAUGCCUGGAGUUUAUCGCGUUGAUUUGCUGACAAGACAAAUAUUGGCACCCGAUGUAGAUUGGACUUAUGGUGAACCAACAGAAAUGUUGACUUCUAGAAGCUUCGAUGGUUUUGCACAUGAGAUGGGAGAGAGCAGUGGUGCUUAUAUUGUCCGCAUACCAUUUGGACCAAGAGAUAAGUACAUCCCCAAAGAACUACUUUGGCCACACAUUCAAGAGUUUGUUGAUGGUGCUUUAAGCCACAUUAUGCAGAUGUCAAAAGUUUUAGGCGAGCAGAUUGGUGGUGGCCAGCCAGUAUGGCCUGUUGCUAUACAUGGGCAUUAUGCUGAUGCAGGUGACUCUGCUGCGCUAUUAUCUGGGGCACUGAAUGUCCCUAUGCUAUUCACAGGCCAUUCACUCGGUAGAGAUAAGUUGGAGCAACUUUUGAGACAAGGGCGUCAAACCAGGGAAGAAAUAAAUGCAACAUACAAAAUAAUGCGUCGAAUUGAGGCCGAGGAACUUUCUCUUGAUUCUUCUGAUAUUGUUAUUACAAGCACAAGACAAGAGAUUGAAGAGCAGUGGCAGUUAUAUAAUGGUUUUGAUGUGAUGCUUGAGCGUAAACUUCGAGCUAGGAUCAAGCGUGGAGUGAGCUGUCAUGGCCGCUUUAUGCCUCGCAUGUGUGUAAUUCCUCCUGGAAUGGAGUUCCACCAUAUCGUUGCACAUGAUGGUGACACUGACGGUGAUGUAGAUGGAAACGAAGAUAAUCCCGCUUCUCCAGAUCCACCUAUUUGGUCUGAGAUAAUGCGGUUCUUUUCCAACCCCCGCAAACCUAUGAUUCUUGCUCUUGCUCGACCAGAUCCCAAGAAGAACCUCAUUACAUUAGUGAAGGCAUUUGGUGAAUGCCGUCCUCUCCGAGAGCUUGCAAACCUGACUUUGAUAAUGGGGAAUCGCGAGGUUAUUGAUGAAAUGUCGGGCACAAAUGCAGUUGUUCUUACUUCAAUACUUAAAAUGAUUGACAAAUACGACCUGUAUGGCCAAGUGGCUUAUCCCAAGCACCACAAGCAGUCUGAUGUUCCUGACAUUUAUCGUCUUGCAGCAAAGACCAAGGGUGUUUUCAUCAAUCCUGCUUUCAUUGAACCAUUUGGCCUGACUUUGAUUGAGGCAGCUGCUUAUGGUCUGCCUAUCGUGGCUACAAAAAAUGGAGGACCUGUUGAUAUUCAUCGGGUUCUUGACAAUGGUCUCCUUGUUGACCCCCAUGAUCAGAAUGCAAUUGCCGAUGCUCUUUUAAAGCUUGUUGCUGAUAAGAAUCUUUGGGCGCAAUGCCGGCAGAAUGGAUUGAAAAAUAUUCACCUAUUCUCUUGGCCAGAACAUUGUAAGAACUACUUAUCUCGCAUUGCGAGUUGCAAGCCAAGGCAUCCUCAAUGGCAACGAAGUCACGCAUUUGGAAAUUCAGAGCCAGAGUCACCAGGUGACUCUUGGAGAGACAUAAAAGAUAUAUCGUUAAACUUGAAGCUUUCGAUAGAUGGUGAAAGAGCCAUAGAGAAUGCAACUCUUGAUAAUAUUGUAGAUUCUGAAGAAAGUUCUGCUGAAAGGAAUACCAAAUUGGAGGAAACUUUGAUGAAGGCAUCAAAAGGUCUUGUAAGAUCUGUAAAUAAAGUUGGGUCUGUUGAUAAAACUGAAGAAAAUAUAAAUUCCAGUAAGCUGCCUAUGUUGAGGAGGAGACAACAUAUAUUCGUCAUUGCUGUCGAUGAUGAUACUGACACAGAUCUUAUCAAAACUAUAAAACAAAUUUUUGAUGCUACAAGUGAAGAAAGGAUGUCAGGCUCUGUAGGCUAUGUGCUGUCUUCAGCAUUAACAAUAUCUGAAGUACACUCCAUCAUCAUCUCCGGAGGCAUUCCCGCUACUGAUUUUGAUGCUUUCAUAUGUAACAGCGGCAGCGAGCUUUAUUAUCCUUCUUCAAACUCUGAUGACAUGCUUAGUUCUUCUGAGCUACCGUAUGAACUGGAUGCCGAUUAUCAUUCACAAAUAGAAUAUCGCUGGGGCGGAGAUGGGUUGAGAAAGACAUUAAUUCGUUGGGCUGGUUCGAUUGUUAACACAAAUGGAGACGGUGAAGAGAAAGUUGUUACUGAAGAUGAACAACGUUCUGCUGCUUACUGCUAUGCUUUCCUAGUGAAAGAUCCAGCAUUGGUACCUUCAGUGAAGGAACUCCGGAAGUUUAUGAGAAUUCAGGCACUCCGGUGUAAUGUCAUAUAUAGCCACGACGGAACUAAGUUGCAUGUCAUUCCUGUACUGGCUUCUCGAUCUCAGGCACUCAGAUACUUGUACAUUCGGUGGGAAAUCGAGUUAUCAAACAUGGUGGUAUUUGUCGGAGAAAAUGGCGACACUGAUUAUGAAGGAUUACUCGGCGGAGUCCACAAAACAAUUAUACUAACUGGCAAAUCCGGCAACACUCCUCCUAACCAGCUUCAAGCAAACAAAAGCCAUAGUUUAGAAAACGUUGCGUUCGACGGCCCGAAUAUAAUUCGAACCGAUGCAAAUUUCAGCAGCAAUGACAUAAAAUCAGCUUUGAAUCAUUUGGGCAUAUGAAAAAACAUGAAAAUGUUUUUCUUCGAUUCGUGUACAUAUAUAAAAGUUAAUCAGUUUCACAGCUUUUACUUGUGAAGUAGUUACUCUCUCAGUAAUUGAGAUGUGUUACCCAUAAAGAGUUCUCAGAGCUUGUGAAUAAGUUUGAUGAGGUUCACUUGAAAUUUAUAUAUAUAUAUAUAUAUAUAUGUUUAUGUAUGUAUGGAAAAUUGAGAGUUUAUAUUGAUGGGAAACACUUGUGGAUUUCUGUUUUAUGAUGAUAAUGAUGAAAAUGUUCUUAUGUUAAUGUUUGAAUUACAGUGAUUUUGGUUCA